AUAAACAGAAAUUCACUUCACACGCCCCCAAUUCAUUCUCGCUUAUCUGCGUUGAGCUCUCCCAUUCUCUCUCUCUCUCUCUAGGGUUUUGCUGGUUUUAUCUAUCUAGUUCGGCCGCCGAGGAUGUCUGACGAGGAGCAUCAGUUCGAGUCGAAGGCCGACGCCGGUGCUUCCAAAACCUACCCGCAGCAGGCCGGAACUAUUCGUAAGGGUGGUUACAUUGUCAUCAAGGCCCGCCCCUGCAAGGUUGUUGAAGUUUCGACCUCCAAAACUGGAAAGCACGGUCAUGCCAAAUGUCAUUUUGUUGCCAUUGACAUCUUUACCUCAAAGAAGCUUGAAGAUAUUGUCCCCUCUUCCCACAAUUGUGAUGUUCCGCAUGUCAACCGUACUGACUACCAGCUCAUUGACAUAUCCGAGGAUGGAUUUGUGAGCUUGUUGACUGACAAUGGCAACACUAAAGAUGACCUCAGGCUUCCAACUGAUGAUGCUCUUCUUACUCAGAUCAAGGAUGGCUUUGGUGAAGGAAAGGACCUUGUUGUGAGUGUUAUGUCUGCCAUGGGAGAGGAGCAGAUCUGUGCCCUAAAGGAUAUUGGCCCGAAAUAGAUUGUUUUGUCGGUGAGAUAUUUCGUGGUGGUUUAUUUAAACUUUAAAUGAGAUAGACAUGAUAUUUACAGAUUACUAAAGGUUUAUGGGAGGAUUUUGAGCCAUCUUAUUUCGGCAUUUGUUAUCGCUGAAUAUUGAUGGUUCUUGUCCUCGACUCACCUUUAUUAGGAUGAUGUGGAUUUCAAUUAUGUUCUGUUUCUUUUUUCUCGAUUGUGCUUUUUACUUCAAACUUUUCUCGUGGGAGGUUUGGAUAUCGACUUUUGAAUUCAAGUGUUGGGUUAGAUUCGAUUUCCCAUCAAUUAUAGUUGCUUCUUUAA
Molecule: messenger RNA, 920 nt
Organism: Erythranthe guttata (spotted monkey flower)
Lineage: Eukaryota; Viridiplantae; Streptophyta; Magnoliopsida; Lamiales; Phrymaceae
Product: eukaryotic translation initiation factor 5A
Biological process (GO): positive regulation of translational termination; positive regulation of translational elongation
Molecular function (GO): ribosome binding; translation elongation factor activity; RNA binding
Source: RefSeq, a predicted model, not a curated record